This is a messenger RNA of Nannospalax galili (Upper Galilee mountains blind mole rat), 2468 nucleotides long. It is a transcript of the gene Kif12, whose product is annotated as kinesin family member 12. Gene Ontology annotation, biological process: microtubule-based movement. The transcript has 20 exons. Gene Ontology annotation, molecular function: microtubule binding; microtubule motor activity; ATP binding. NCBI's taxonomy places the organism in Eukaryota, Metazoa, Chordata, Mammalia, Rodentia, Spalacidae. Bases 23 to 2008 code for a protein of 661 amino acids. The record is from RefSeq and is a predicted model, not a curated record.
AACGCGGUGUUCAAAGCAGGACAUGGAGGAACGAGGGUCUCCUGACGGAGACCUCGCGCAGAGCCUGGAGCAGGGACCAGAGGGGCCGGAAACACCCAUCCAAGUGGUGCUCAGGGUACGUCCCAUGAGCGCAGCUGAGUUGCGUCGAGGGGAGCAGAGUGCGCUGCACUGCUCAGGAACCCGGAUUUUGCAGGUGAGCCCCCCUGGCGGGGGCCCGGACGUGGCGUUCCGAUUCGGCGCGGUGCUGGACGGGGCGCGCACGCAAGAGGACGUGUUCCGGGCGUGCGGCGUGAAACGCCUAGGCGAGCUGGCGCUGCGCGGCUUCUCCUGCACCGUCUUCACUUUUGGCCAGACGGGCUCCGGGAAGACCUACACCUUGACCGGACCUCCUCCCCAGGGGGAGGGGGUGCCCGUGCCCCCCAGCCUGGCUGGCAUCAUGCAGAGGACUUUUGCCUGGCUGUUAGACCGAGUGCAGCACCUGGGUACCCCUGUCACCCUCCGCGCUUCUUACGUGGAGAUCUACAAUGAGCAGGUUCGGGACUUACUGAGCCUGGGGUCUCCACGGCCUCUCCCUGUUCGCUGGAGCAAGGCUCGUGGCUUCUACGUGGAACAGCUUCGGGUGGUAGAGUUUAGCAGUCUGGAGGCCCUCAUGGAACUCCUGCAGAUGGGUCUCAAUCGUCGUCGGAGCUCCUCACACACCCUGAACCAAGCCUCUAGCAGAAGCCAUGCCCUGCUCACACUCUACAUUAGCCAGCCAGCUCCCCAGCAGGUAUCUCCUGUGGACCUUGGGGAGCCCCCUGUUGGGGGGAAGCUGUGCUUUGUAGACCUGGCAGGCAGCGAGAAGGUGGCAGUCACAGGAUCCCGAGGGCAGCUGAUGCUUGAGGCCAAUAGCAUCAAUCGCAGCCUCCUGGCACUGGGCCACUGCAUCUCCCUGCUGCUAGACCCACAGCGGAAGCAGAACCAUAUCCCCUUCCGGGAUAGCAAGCUCACCAAGUUGCUGGCAGACUCACUAGGGGGCCGUGGGUUCACCCUCAUGGUGGCCUGCGUGUCCCCCUCAGCCCAGUGCCUUCCUGAGACCCUCAGCACUCUGCGAUAUGCAAGUCGAGCUCAGCGGGUCACCACACGGCCACAGGGUCCCAAGUUAAGGACAAGGUGCAACCUGUGCCAACUUGCAAGGCAGUCCCCUGGAGCGAAGCCACCCCAGCAUGUGGAAGCUGAGCUGCUGCAGCUAAGAGAAGAGAACCGUCACCUGCGCUUCCAGCUGGACCAGAUGCGCACCAAGGCCCCUGGGCUCCAUGGGGCCCGGGUGGCCUGGGCCCAGCGAAACCUCUAUGGGAUGCUGCAGGAGUUUAUGCUGGAAAAUGAGAAGCUCAGAAAGGAAGUGAGACAGUUGCGAAGUAGUCGGGACCUGGCCCAGGCCGAGCAGCACGUCCUGACCCAGCAGGUCCAUGAACUAGAGAGGCGCCUCCUCUCUGCCUGCUCUCUUCCCCAGCCGGGCUCUGCCCCCGUGUGCCACUGCUCAAUGAUGCCAGCUUCCCCCUGCCAUGCACUGCCUCCCCUAUGCUCCUGCUUCCACCUCUGUACUCUGUGCCACAUACCACUGACCCACUGGGCCUGCCCACAGCGGGAGUGCCAUGUGCCACAGCAUGUACCAGAGAAUGAGGCCCCAAGUAACAUGUCUCUGUCUGAGAGGCCCCCACCCUGGGCACCCUCACACACCUCUGGCUCUGCCAAGCCUCCGGGAGAGAGGAGCUGUAGUGACUGGACCCAGACCCGAGUCCUGGCAGAAUUACUGACAGGGGAGGAGGCAAUACCCUCUGCACCACCCCUGCCUGUGGGGUCCUCGAACACAUUGCCUGUGCUGAGAGGGGGAGCUGGACAUCCGAACUUGGCCCAGAGGCUGGAGGCCCUCACACAUCAGAUCGGCAGGUCCCUACGCCGUGGCCAGAGCCAACCACCUCGCAGUGAGGGCACACAGAGUCCCAGCCAAAGCCUUUCUCCCCAUUGAAAACUGCACCAGACUGGCUCUGCCUCCUGGGCCUUGAUCUCCCUGCCUGUGAAUGGGGACAGUGAUGCUCCUUGACAGAGAGCUGUGGGGGCAGUGCUCCAUAAGUGGGUAGGAGGGCGGGCGCUGCCUCAGAUCCUGAACAUAAGACUGGAUUCAGGAGACAGUGACAGUGGGUGACAAAAUCUGAACAAAAAGAGGCAUCAGCUCCCAUCUGGUUGGCCUGGUAUUCUAGGUGGUCAUUACUUCCAUGUGGGUCAGCUCCUGAAUGGGAGUCUUGGGGUACUGUGGGGAGGAGCAAGGACUCCUGGCACAGGUGUGCAUCCCUCCUGAACAGGAGCAUCCUGGCCUCCCAUCUCUCCUAUAUUAGACAAGCUUAUUAUUAUUAUUAUUAUUAUUAUUUAUUUAAUAACCACAUGAUUAAAAGAAGCAUUUCAUUACAGCUUUAACAUAUUCAAUAACA